GAUUGAUUAAAUUACUACUAUCGGAAAUCUUGACUUUUAAACCUGAUGAACAUUACUGGAUGCGAAAGUUAGAAUCAAAACAAUUAAAAUAAAUAAAUUCAUUUCCUUGUUCCUUCUUUCUUUCUUCCAUCAUCUAUUAUCAGUCGUAACAGUAUUAUUAUUAUUAUUUUAUUAUUAUUAUAAUUAUAAUUAUUAUUUUACACUAAACAAACUCAACCCUUUCUGAAUUCAACUGCAACUCUGUUCGUUGAAUUUUCAGAUCUCGUGGAUCUGAACUCAUCAAUGGCGAAACCCCGAUACUCUCGCCUUCCAUAUAGAAAACCUUCUUCUUCUUCUUACACAAUCAUUUUCGCUUUAUUCAUCGCCUUCACUUUCCUCAUCCUCAUUCUUCUCGUUUUUGGAAUCCUUUCUAUUCCAACUACUUCUUCUCGUCAAAACUUGCCUAAACCCAACGAUCUUACCUCCAUUGCUCAUAACACGGUCGAUAGAAUCGAUGAAGAAGAAGGUAAAGGAGAACGGUGGGUUGAAAUUGUAUCAUGGGAGCCUAGGGCUUUCGUUUAUCACAAUUUUCUGACCAAGGAGGAAUGCGAAUAUCUGAUUGACAUAGCAAAGCCGCACAUGCACAAGUCAACAGUUGUUGAUAGUGAGACUGGAAAGAGCAAAGACAGCAGAGUGCGCACAAGCUCUGGAACUUUUCUGGACAGGGGACGUGAUAAGAUUGUGAGGAAUAUUGAGAAAAGAAUUGCAGACUUUACUUUUAUUCCAGUAGAGCACGGUGAAGGACUUCAAGUUCUACAUUAUGAAGUUGGGCAAAAGUAUGAGCCUCACUAUGACUACUUUCUUGAUGACUUUAACACACAGAAUGGGGGUCAGCGCAUAGCAACAAUACUGAUGUAUCUUACAGAUGUUGAAGAAGGGGGAGAGACAGUGUUCCCUGCUGCCAAGGGGAAUUUCAGUUCUGUGCCGUGGUAUAAUGACCUUUCUGAUUGUGGGAAAAAAGGACUUUCAAUUAAGCCAAAGAGAGGUGAUGCUUUACUUUUCUGGAGCAUGAAGCCGGACGCAACUUUAGAUGCCUCAAGCUUGCAUGGUGGUUGUCCAGUGAUUAAAGGGAAUAAGUGGUCAAGUACCAAAUGGAUCCGCGUCAGUGAAUACAAAACUUAAGUAUACAUGACUACGGGCUUGUCUGAGUUCGCCAUUCCAAUGAUAUGCAAUUUUAAAGUCUCAGCUAAUACUUAUGAUGGAGCUUCCGGUGUUGAAGGAAAUAUUUACAGCGUGAUGAGGUGUUCUGUAGCUUAGCUAACUCAUUUUUUCCACCCUUUUCAUUUAUAUAUGUAGCAAAUAUAAUAAUAAAAAAAAUUAAGUACUCGUGAGAUUGUGAAUUUUGCAUAAAGGAGGUUCAAGAAAAUGUAUGAAACCAAUAGAUGUAACAAGUAUACAGGGUUUUUCUUUUGACCUCAUUUGCCUCGUGUAACAAUCGAUGUUAUAUUAUAUGUUUGCUUCUGUUGCCCCUCAUUAAUGAGGGGCCUUCUCUACA
Messenger RNA from Cicer arietinum (chickpea), 1534 nucleotides. Its product is annotated as probable prolyl 4-hydroxylase 10. The record is from RefSeq and is a predicted model, not a curated record. Gene Ontology annotation, biological process: peptidyl-proline hydroxylation to 4-hydroxy-L-proline. Gene Ontology annotation, molecular function: procollagen-proline 4-dioxygenase activity; iron ion binding; L-ascorbic acid binding. Gene Ontology annotation, cellular component: endoplasmic reticulum. Lineage: Eukaryota; Viridiplantae; Streptophyta; Magnoliopsida; Fabales; Fabaceae.